This is a messenger RNA of Alternaria ventricosa, 2931 nucleotides long. RefSeq lists its product as uncharacterized. Lineage: Eukaryota; Fungi; Ascomycota; Dothideomycetes; Pleosporales; Pleosporaceae. The record is from RefSeq and is a predicted model, not a curated record. The transcript has a single exon. The coding region runs from base 1 to 2931 and encodes 976 amino acids.
AUGUCGAACCGCCCACUACCGUCAUCAAGCGUUCUGCUAGGAGAAGUCAAGGCCACUGUCUUGCGCAAGUACAAGAAGAGCGCGUCAGUCUUUCUAGAGGACGCCGCUCUCGAUAUGAUGCUUACCGAACAUCCCGGUGACAUCCAGCGCUACGCCGGAUUCUACAACAUGGUUUACCUCUUCCUCGACCCUUCUCACUGCCAAGAGUCAAAUCGACCGUUUGCGAACCCCCUUCUCACCGAUGAAAUUAAGGCUCGUUUCAUUUGGAACAAGAAGGAGUAUGACUGCGCCGAUUACCUCGUAGACGAUGACGAUGAUCGCCCUGAAUCUAUCGAGGCUGUAGCAAUUCGACAUAUUGAAGGGUCCAUCGGCGCACCCAUCAUUAUCGCUACGGAACAGGUGGCCGCUAUCUCGAAGAAGACGCAGAAGAAGACGUCUGCCAUUCAACCUGGAGAGAAUAUAAAGACACGGCUUCGACGCGUAUACAACGAGCGCACAGAGGCAAAGAAGCUUGACAGCUGGCGUGAGCUGAAGGCUACAGUAGAGGCCACUGCGACAUGCGAUUUACCUGCUCACGUCUCUACUACCCAAUUACACUUCUGGAACGCCGUCUUCUUGGACAUUCUUCCUUGCCUACCAGCGCCCGAACGCGCCGCUCGUCUCCUGGCUCUUAAGAGUCGUGACAUCAUCAAUGAACAGCCCAAACCAUGGUCUGAUAUCUGGCAGACCUACCAGUACGUUCAACUCAUCGACGAGAUUGAAACGACUGGGUGGGACGAGACUCUGCGCGAACUAUCCGAGAACUACCAAGACUUCUCCGAUAAGUUGACAGAUCUCGACUUAGCCACACGCAUGGCCCUGGGACUCUCCGUCGCACUGCCGCCAGUUCGCGCUGAAAGCACGUCGGUGCUAGCCGAGUCCACCGCUUCCAAGUCAUCGACUCCUCACACUCCGGUACUUGAGACUGGCGCUCGUCGACCCAAGCUCCUCCCAAAGUCUCAGACUACGCGGAAGAACUUCGGGGUGGCUUCCUUGGCUGAGAAAGCUCCUAUAGCUCCUGAGGUUGCUUCACCGCCGGCUCUACCUCCAGCGCCAACCGAAACCAACAUAUUUGGGCUUCCUGCAUCGGUGCCAGAGAAGCCUCUUUCAUCGUUUGGUGGCUUCACGUUUUGUAACUCCGCUUCGAGGACUGCCAAUGUCCAUCCUACGUCCGUGCUGCUACAGCCUGCCUCAACUCUACAGCUUCAUGAAACACCGAGGUUCGACUUUGGCUUUGCCAAGAGCACCUUUGACGCACCAACUUCCAUCUAUGUACCGAAACUCAAUGAACACACUGUUUCCGAGGCGGCCGUCGCCACUCAACCGCCCGAGAUACCCAAAUCGUCUUCGGCCGAACACGCACCACAGCCCGCAGUACUGACUGGCAAAGAUACAAAGUCCAUUUCGGCUAUUUUGGGUGCUUGGGCUGUUGGCAAUGAUCAUUCCUCGUCAGAGAGCCCUAUCAUCCUCGCUCAACAUACUGAGCAACCUCCUGAGUCUGGGACCCAAGUAGCUGUUGAAGCGAAGUCAAAAGACCGGAAAUUCUCUCCUCGUUUGACCAAGCUCAUUGAUGGACUCGUCGAGAAGAUUCGAAAAAGGGCUACAAAUGCCGAUAGAGGGCAGACGCUCAGAGACACUACUUCCAGGGAAGAAAAGAAGCCUUCGUGUUUAGACGAUGAGCAAUUCAUCCAAGGCGAACAAACCGCCAGCCUCCCAACAAAGGAAGAUGAUACUCAGUUCCCAACCUAUACCUUUCGAGAUUUCGCAGAGAAAUACGUUCUCGCACGAAGUUCAGAUCUCUCCGUGGACGAAAUCUUCACUAGGCUUGCCAAUUUCUCGAAUGGCCGUGUCUUCGAUAUCAACUGCGUGCUUCUUAAUGUUGACGAGAACGAUGAGAGCAAGCCCGCAACGUUUGAGGAAGCAGUUAGCAUACUCGAGCCGUAUCUAGCAGGUCAGUGGACUCUGGAAAACGCGGAUGGCGAUUCUGCAUCCAGUAUCAGUUCGACUCCCUCGUUGACGCACUCGCUUUUCUCCGAAGCCGAGCUUGCGAUCGAUACCGAAAUGGCAGAGGAGUACAUGCUCGAUGGAUACGGCUGCCCACUUGAGCUAACAGGCAUUCCUCAAAAUGACAAGAAGUUCUUGGACGUGAUACAUACGAAGAUCGUCGCAGAGACCGAACAGUAUGAGUUCGACUGGGCUGAGGUAGAUUGCCUUCUGGGCCCUCAGGACAAGGAAGAUGACGACAACGACUACGCUAUACCUACGGUCGAUGAUGACGGGAAACCCAUCAAGCUUACAUUAGACAUAAACCCCCUUCAAGAGGAUUGGGCCCGAGGCGUAUUCGAGCAGGUCUUCCCAGACUUUGAGGAGGCUGAGGCUAAGCCUCCUGAUGUCGCGCCGCGACUCCGGUUGGAACUUGAUCAGACAUCCUUUUCGAAUAUGUUCGACUUCGAAUUCUUGUCUCAAUCAAUCGAUCUGCCGGAACACACUUCGAACGAGGUGGCGAAGUUGCCAGGUAUGCAACUGGUUGACACUCUCAUGUCCAGUCCCAAUGAGCUGUAUCGACAGGCUGCAGCAGCGGGCACUAGACCGGAAGUGGAGCAGACCAAUCAUCUUUUAGGUAGUUCCCUCGUACUCAAGGAUGCGUUCAUCAAAGCUGUACCGACCAAGGAUCCAGGAGCACCGGAUGGCAUCCGAACUACUAUGUUUCCUCAUUGGAGCUUGGACACGGCUCCACCACCAACGUUCAGUUUGCCUCACCCAGGCUCUCGAAUAUCGACCUCUGACCUCGCAGUAUAUCGCUGGUUGAGGACUCAUCCAAUUGAUAGACCCACGGGUAUUUUCAUGAGCAAGCUGGGCGAGCCCGCGCCGUUUGACUUCAUCAAGCUUUGA